Messenger RNA from Cucurbita pepo subsp. pepo (vegetable marrow), 942 nucleotides. RefSeq names its product xyloglucan endotransglucosylase/hydrolase protein 22-like. Gene Ontology annotation, molecular function: hydrolase activity, hydrolyzing O-glycosyl compounds; xyloglucan:xyloglucosyl transferase activity. NCBI's taxonomy places the organism in Eukaryota, Viridiplantae, Streptophyta, Magnoliopsida, Cucurbitales, Cucurbitaceae. Gene Ontology annotation, biological process: xyloglucan metabolic process; cell wall biogenesis. Gene Ontology annotation, cellular component: apoplast; cell wall. The record is from RefSeq and is a predicted model, not a curated record.
AUGGAACACCAGACACUUCCACUUUCUUGUUCUCCAAAGUUUUCAACCCAUAUGUUAUUUGUUUGUCUUCUGAUCUUUGCCACUUUAACGCCUGCCUCUGCCAACUUCUACAAGAACAUUGAUCACACAUGGGGAGACGACAGAGUUCAAAUACUCGACAAUGGCCAAGUCAUCCGAGUCACCCUCGAUCAAACCUCGGGCUCCGGCUUUCAAUCUCGAGGUGAAUAUUUAUUUGCCAAGAUUGAUUUGCAAAUCAAGCUUGUUCCUGGAAACUCUGCUGGCACUGUCACUGCAUUUUACGUGUCGUCUACAGGGGAGUUUCACGAUGAGAUAGACUUUGAAUUCUUGGGGAGAGUUGAAGGGGAUCCUUACAUUCUACAGACCAACAUGUUCCUCCAUGGCGUCGGCAAAAGAGAGACCCAAUUCUUCCUUUGGUUUGACCCCACAGCUGAUUUUCACAAUUACACCAUUCUCUGGACUCCUCUUCAUAUCGUGCUGUCAGUUGAUGGGAUUCCGAUCAGAGAGCUGAAGAACAAGAAGGAAAAGGGAGCUCCAUUCCCACUCCGGCAGCCGAUGAGGAUAUACGCUAGCUUGUGGAACGCAGACAGCUGGGCCACAAGAGGUGGAGCGGUGAAGAUUGACUGGACCAAGGCGCCGUUCCGAGCAUGGUACAAGAAUCUAAGCGCCGAUGGUUGCUUGUGGUCCGAUGGGAAGUCCAAUUGCAGUUCAAGUUCAGCGUCGUGGCUGUCGUCCACGCUGGAUCGUGUAAGCCAACGGCGCAUGAAAUGGGCUCAGACCAAAUAUAUGUUCUAUGAUUACUGCACUGACACCAAGCGUUUCCCUCAGGGUCUUCCUCUUGAAUGUUGAUGUGAAAUCACAAUCACAUAUAUACCCCUUUCAUUUUGGGUUCAAUUUCUCAAAACUAAGUGAACGCUUUGCAUA